AUGAGUCUGACAAACGGUUUGAUUGCUUUCCGCCGCUUCAAAGUUGGCUUUUCUUUCAUCUGUUUCAUAACUCUUACUUUCUUUUUUCUUCCUAUCUUUCUUCUUUCUUUCUUCUGUCUUUUGUCUUUCUUUCUUCUUUCUUUCUUCUUUGUUUCAUCUUUCUUUCUUCUUUCUUUUGUCUUUCUUUCUUCUUUUUUUCUUCUUUGUUUCAUCUUUCUUCUUUAUAUUGUCUUUCUUUCUUCCUUCUUUCUUCUUAGUCACCCUUUUGUUCAGAUUCACUUCUUUCAUGAUUACAUUCUUCCUUUCAUUUUUUUCUUUCUUUCCUUUUUUUCCUUUUUUCUUUCUUGCAUGUUUUUAUUUUUUCUCCCUUUUACUUCAUCUAUUUUCUAUUUCAUUUUACUGUCUUCAAUUACUCCAUAUUCUUUCUUUCUUUCAUUCUUUCUUUCUUUUUGUAUAUUUAGAUACUUUCUUCUGUUCGUUUUUCUAUAUUCUUUUUUCUUCACUUUCCUUCUUUUUCUGACUUCUAUUUUCUUUUUUUCAAACUUUUCAUCCUUUAAAUUCAUUCUUCCUCUUCUUCUUCUACCCGCUCCCUUCCUUUCACGCCAUUCAUUCUCCUUCUUUUAUUCCAUUUCUUUUCCUCGUCAGCCAUUCCUGACCUCUUUUUUUCUAUUCUGUCAUCCAAUUAUUUUCCCUCGUAAUUUUCAUUCAAUCAUUUUUUUUCUUUCCUCUUUUGUUGCUUGCUUUUUUAUUCCUUUUUUUUCAUUUGUCCAUUUAAUUCUCUUUGCUUUUCCCGCAAUUCUUCUUUUCUAUCGUGCAGUUACAUGUUUCUCUUGGUGUCUCUAA
Acanthosepion pharaonis is the source of this 843-nucleotide messenger RNA. The record is from the annotation of a GenBank genome assembly. Lineage: Eukaryota; Metazoa; Mollusca; Cephalopoda; Sepiida; Sepiidae.